CUUAAAAAAAAUAAAUAAAAGAGAAGAAAAGGAUUCUGUGGUCUCCAUUUCUGGUCUGGUUUGUUCUUCUCCCCUCUCGCGUCCCUUUUCUUCACGUAAUUUCUCUUCCUAAAAAGAUGAAAUAAUACAAGCUCCGAUCUCUGUUCUGAGCGGACGAUUACCCGAUACCGAGAUAGUUUGUUUAGUGUUUCUGUUCUGCAAUUCUUCCUGCGGAGCGAAGAAGAGAAUCACAGCAACAAAACAAGCAUGAAAGGUGCUAUAACUGCUCCAGCAGGUGUCAGUCUCCGAAUUGGGAUCGGGAAUGCCAACGGCAUCAACUGUUUCGUCCCUCACCGGAGACCCAUUUCUCUCCCGGCCGCCGUGAAGAAACCCACUUCCCUCACCGUCGUCGCCACGACUUCCUCCGACGGCGGCGGCAGCAAGAAGAAGAACAACAAGAAGAAGAGCAGCAGCAACAAAAUCGAUGAAUCAGCGCCGGCUACCACCGCCGACGCAAACCCCAUCCAGCCUCCUCCGGCGGCGGAGCAGCAGAAGCAGCAAUCUCAGUCCCUGAGCUUAGACGAUGUGAACCCAGUUGGCCUGGGGCGAAAAUCGCGGCAGAUUUUCGACGAGGUGUGGCGGAAAUUCUCCGGGUUGGGUCAGAUUUCUCGGACCAUCCGACCCGACGAGACGGCGGCGGCGCUGGACGCGCUGCUCAUAAGGGAAGGCCCCAUGUGCGAGUUCGCCGUCCCUGGGGCUCAGAACACCACCGUCCUCGUCGUCGGACCCACCAGCCGCAUUGGCCGCAUUCUCGUCAGAAAGCUCAUGCUCCGCGGCUACACCGUCAAGGCUCUGGUGAGGAAGUCGGACCAAGAAGUACUGGACAUGCUGCCGAGGUCAGUGGAAAUAGUGACGGGCGAUGUGGGAGAUGCCAUUACUGCUCAAGAAGCCGUACAAGGCUGCAACAAGAUUAUCUACUGUGCCACAGCUCGUUCUACCAUUACUGCUGAUCUAUUCCGGGUUGAUCAUCAAGGGGUUUAUAACCUCACUAAAGCCUUCCAGGAUUACAACCACAGGCAAGCACAGCUGCGCGCAGGGAAAAGCAGCAAGAGCAAGCUUGUGCUGGCGAAGUUUAAGUCAGCCGAGUCAUUGGAUGGCUGGGAAGUUCGUCAAGGAACUUAUUUCCAGGAUGCUGUAGCUUCCAAAUAUGAUGCAGGAAUGGAUGCUUCAUUUGAGUACAAUGAGAAUGGCGAAGCAGUUUUCUCAGGUUAUGUAUUCACGAGAGGAGGGUAUGUUGAUUUGUCGAAACAGCUCUCGCUGCCUCUGGGAUACACACUCGACAGGUAUGAAGGGCUUGUUAUGUCUGUUGGUGGUAAUGGAAGGCCAUACGUACUUAUUCUUGAAGCUGGCCCUUCAGCCGAUAGAAGCCAGAGCAAAUUAUAUUUCGCAAGAUUUAGCACCAAAGCCGGGUUUUGUAGGGUUAGAGUGCCAUUUUCAGCGUUCCGCCCUGUGAAACCAGAGGAUCCGCCACUGGAUCCAUUCCUUGUACACACAAUGACUAUUCGAUUUGAGCCUAGAAGACAGAGGCCUGGUGAAGGAGCUGCAGGAGGUCAGCAAGACCUAAGAAGUUUCAAACUAAUAAUGGAGUACAUAAAAGCUUUGCCGACCGGGCAAGAGACAGAUUUUGUGUUAGUGUCAUGUACAGGGCAAGGAGUAGAAGCUACCAGGAGGGAGCAAGUUCUGAAAGCCAAAAGGGCCGGUGAAGAGUCGCUAAGGAAAUCAGGACUUGGAUACACAAUCAUUCGCCCCGGUCCUUUGAAGGAGGAGCCCGGUGGGCAACGCGCGCUGGUGUUUGAUCAAGGAAACAGGAUUUCCCAGGGCAUAAGCUGUGCCGAUGUAGCUGAUAUAUGUGUGAAGGCUUUGCACGAUUCAACUGCUAGAAACAAAAGCUUUGAUGUCUGUUAUGAGUAUGUGGCUGAGCAAGGGCAAGAGCUUUACGAGCUGGUGGCACAUCUACCAGACAAAGCAAACAACUACUUGACUCCUGCACUCUCAGUCCUGGAGAAAAACACUUGAUAUACUCUGGCAAGCAAAGAAGGACGAGAGUGAGCGACAGAGAACCGAAGCCCUGUGAGUGGAAAGACAUAGAGUUCAUCACGUUCAUUGAGCUUUGCUGUUUGUUUGUUCUGUAUGUAAUAUGCAUCAUAGUAAGACAUGUUGCAGUAUGUUAUCUUGAUUGUACAUUUUUCAUGUAUAGACGAGAUACAUAGCAAAGAUCGGUCGGUACAACAGGUACAUAGAAGUCAGGGCACAGAGAUGUAAACAUCAGAACGAGGUGGUGAUUUUGAAAGUGUAUAAAAAGUGUGUUAUGUUCAAGAAUCAAGAUACUACUCUGUACCACAUAGAUGUACUUUUCUUGCACGGGAAGAAACAGACAAAAGGGAUCAGGUUUUAGGGAGAAAAGAGAGGUGGAUCCCAAGUGGAUAAGAAAGAUUAUGAUGUGUCCUAACAAGUGAGAUAGCAGUAGGCCAUGGAGUUUAUCAGCUUCCCUUAUCCAACUUUUUUGUGGUUGUGCAGAAGUCUGAUAAAAUUGGACUUUUUUA
Messenger RNA from Linum trigynum, 2582 nucleotides. Lineage: Eukaryota; Viridiplantae; Streptophyta; Magnoliopsida; Malpighiales; Linaceae. The record is from the annotation of a GenBank genome assembly.